GAAGCGAGGGAGGGAGAGAAGCGAGGAGGGAGAGAAGCGAGGGAGGGAGAGAAGCGCCGCAAAGCGAGCAUGAGGUUUUCACUUUCUAUUCUCCGCUCAGUAGCAGUCAGAGGAGUCCACGUUGAGGCACAACAGAAGUGCCUCCCUUGAAGCCUGUAGCUGUUUGGAACUGCUAAGACACACCAGGAGUCCAAGGACUGCCAACCCUGCCCUCUGAGCUUUCUGACCCAUGGUUGUGCCCCCAUCCCACCCAUAAUCCCUCCAUGCCACGUCUACCCUUCUCUGGAACUGUGAUUCUCUUCCAUCUGUGUGGGUGAGAGGGGACUGUCCUCUCACUGUCCCUCCACUCUCUCCCCUGCUCCCAGCUCCCUCUGCACGUCGUAAGCCAACCAGAUCAAUAACGUCUUUCGCCAUCUGUCUCGCCUGACAGUUCAGCUGAGGAGAAAGGUAAAGAGUGUGAGAGAGAGAGAGAGCGAGAGAGAGGAGAGAAAUGAGCUCAGAAGUUGGUCCAGCCUGCAAAAAGCAAGCCGUCAGUGCCACAAUCCCAUACCCUGGGGGACAGGCACUGCAGGAAUCUCAUCAGUCCCAGUAAAAGGCUCUUAAGAUGGGCCAUAGAUCCUAGGAGACUCCCAGGUCAACCUCCACAAGCAGGCCGAGGAUAGAAAACACUUUUAGAUUGGAUUGUUUUAUUUUAUCUUCUUUAGUUUGAUUUCUCUCAGGAGCAAACAUUCGCACACACUGAGACCUCCCUUUCGUUUUUAUAUCGGUCGCUCUUAAUCGACUACUCCUGACUGGUUCAAAAUGGCAGUCAACGUGACUCCUAUUCGGGACACAAAAUGGCUGACCCUGGAGGUGUGUCGUGAGUUCCAGAGAGGGACGUGCUCGCGACCGGACAGCGAGUGUAAGUUUGCCCACCCUGCCAAGAGCUGCCAGGUGGAGAAUGGACGAAUCAUCGCCUGCUUUGACUCCCUCAAGGGUCGUUGUUCCAGGGAGAACUGUAAGUACCUACACCCUCCUCCUCACCUGAAGACCCAGCUGGAGAUCAACGGCAGGAACAAUCUGAUCCAACAGAAGAACAUGGCCAUGCUGGCACAGCAGAUGCAGCUGGCCAAUGCCAUGAUGCCCAGCACACAGCUACAUCCUACAUGUAUGCCGGUCCCUAUGUUCUCUGUGACGCCCAGCCUUGCCUCCAAUAUCAGUCCUGCUGCGGUGGCCGCUGCGUUUAACCCCUACUUGGGCCCGGUGUCGCCCGGCCUGAUGCCUUCUGAGAUCAUGUCCAGCGCCCCGGUCCUGGUGACCAGUAACCCCAAUGUCUCCAUGCCCUCUGCUGCUGCUGCACAGAGACUCAUGAGGACAGACAGACUGGAGGUGUGUCGGGAGUACCAGAGAGGUAACUGUACGCGGGGGGAGAAUGACUGUCGCUUCUCCCACCCCUCAGACAGCACCAUGAUAGACACCAACGACAACACCGUGACCGUGUGUAUGGACUACAUAAAGGGUCGCUGCUCCAGGGAGAAGUGUAAAUACUUCCACCCUCCAGCCCACCUGCAGGCCAAGAUAAAGGCUGGCCAACACCAGGUCAACCAGGCUGCCGCUGCAGCAGCCAUGGGUCUCCCACCUGUUUUACCUACAUUACCAAAGAGACCCACACUUGAAAAAUCCAACGGUGCCCCUGCCAUGUUCAACGCCGCUGGCAUGUUCCAGUACCAACAGGCCCUGGCCAACAUGCCGUUUCAGCAGCAGUUCAUCCCGUCAGGCUCAAUAUUGUGCAUGACACCUGCAACAACUGUUGUACCCAUGAUGCACGGUGCCACGCCUGCCACUGUGUCUGCAGCCACCUCCUCUGCCACAAGCGUUCCCUUUGCAACCGCAACAGCCAAUCAGAUUCCAUUAAUAUCUACAGAUCAUCUUACUAGGCACAAGUAUGAGACUCAGAUCUAGAAAUCUCAAGCAGAACAAUGAAACUGCAGUUUUCCGGUGUCCCACAAGUCCCCACCCUUCAUGCCUGUAAACAUGCCUGUAGAAGAGAUUAUAUUAGAGCCUGUAAUGUCCAACCACCUGUAAACUCUAGUGGCACUGACAUCAUAAAGGUGGUGAACAUGUGCAUUCCACACACAACACUGGUGGGCCUCGUAAAGAGAAGAACUAUUGCCAUCUACAGAACGUUAUCAGCCAUGCCUUUAUGUCUGUGGAGGCAUCAUCCAUUAAUAAAACACAGGACACACUGUGAAGGUCACCACGAGGAGAUAGUCACGCCCACUAGUCUGUCAGCAGACCAAGAUUCUCUUAGAUGAUGUUUUCAGUUCGGUUUCUUUCACUGAUAUCAUUUUUCAUGGUUUGCACAAAGAAAAGGUACAUCUUGUAUUUUAAAUGGGGGGGGUGAACAGGAAUAGUACCUAAUAGCCAUAUUAGACUGAAUGAAUUGUGACUUGUUUGUAGAUGACUUGGUCCUUACAAGGCAAACUUGGUUGAAAUGGGUUAGUGGGCUUGGUGCCAAAAUGACAGCUGAAUGUUUUGUGUUUACUAAGCAUUUUGUGUUUUUAAUCACAUUUCCAGAUUUACUAGAUCUGCUGCAAACUCUACGUAAAAUACCAUAGACUUUAUCUAUGUACAUCCCUCCGCCCCACCCCUUUAAAAUAUAGAGUAUUAUGAUGUCAUUAGAUCCGUGUUACAGUGUUAACAUGGGCGACGCCUUCAAACUCUCUAGUGGCCCCUAGGUUCCUUGGAUGUUUGUCUUAAGUUUGUUGUCAUUAACAGAUGACCCAUUCAUGGUCCUCGCCUCUUGGGCACGCAGUUACCUACCUUAGGUUGUCUGAUUUACCUCUGGCCUUCUGUUGGUCUUCUUCUGACUUGCCUUGAGCAAAAUGCUCUCUGGGUAUAGUCUAUAGGCUCGAGUUGGUUCUGUUAGGAUCCGGUCCUCUCUGGGUAUAGUCUAUAGGCUCGAGUUGGUUCUGUUAGGACCCAGUCCUCUCUGGGUAUAGUCUAUAGACUCUAGUUGGUUCUGUUAGGACCCAGUCCUCUCUGUCUCUGGGUAUAGUCUAUAGACUCUAGUUGGUUCUGUUAGGACCCGGUCCUCUGUGGGUAUAGACUAUAGACUCUGGUUGGUUCUGUUAGGACCCAGUCCUCUCUGUCUCUGGGUAUAGUCUAUAGACUCUAGUUGGUUCUGUUAGGACCCGGUCCUCUCUGGGUAUAGUCUAUAGACUCUAGUUGGUUCUGUUAGGACCCGGUCCUCUCUGGGUAUAGUCUAUAGACACUAGUUGGUUCUGUUAGGACCCAGUCCUCUCUGGGUAUAGUCUGUAGACUCUAGUUGGUUCUGUUAGGACCCGGUCCUCUCUGGGUAUAGUCUAUAGACUCUAGUUGGUUCUGUUAGGACCCAGUCCUCUCUGUCUCUGGGUAUAGUCUAUAGGCUCUAGUUGGUUCUGUUAGGACCCGGUCCUCUCUGGGUAUAGUCUAUAGGCUCGAGUUGGUUCUGUUAGGACCCAGUCCUCUCUGGGUAUAGUCUAUAGACUCUAGUUGGUUCUGUUAGGACCCAGUCCUCUCUGUCUCUGGGUAUAGUCUAUAGACUCUAGUUGGUUCUGUUAGGACCCGGUCCUCUGUGGGUAUAGACUAUAGACUCUGGUUGGUUCUGUUAGGACCCAGUCCUCUCUGUCUCUGGGUAUAGUCUAUAGACUCUAGUUGGUUCUGUUAGGACCCAGUUCUCUCUGGGUAUAGUCUGUAGACUCUAGUUGGUUCUGUUAGGACCCGGUCCUCUCUGGGUAUAGUCUAUAGACUCUAGUUGGUUCUGUUAGGACCCAGUCCUCUCUGUCUCUGGGUAUAGUCUAUAGACUCUAGUUGGUUCUGUUAGACCCGGUCCUCUCUGUCUGGGUAUAGUCUAUAGACUCUAGUUGGUUCUGUUAGGAUCCGGUCCUCUCUGGGUAUAGUCUAUAGACUCUAGUUGGUUCUGUUAGGACCCAGUCCUCUCUGUCUCUGGGUAUAGUCUAUAGACUCUAGUUGGUUCUGUUAGACCCGGUCCUCUCUGUCUGGGUAUAGUCUAUAGACUCUAGUUGGUUCUGUUAGGAUCCGGUCCUCUCUGGGUAUAGUCUAUAGACUCUAGUUGGUUCUGUUAGGACCCGGUCCUCUCUGGGUAUAGACUAUAGACUCUAGUUGGUUCUGUUAGGACCCAGUCCUCUAUGUCUCUGGGUAUAGUCUAUAGACCCUAGUUGGUUCUGUUAGGACCCGGUCCUCUCUGGGUAUAGUCUAUAGACUCUAGUUGGUUCUGUUAGGACCCAGUCCUCUCUAGGUAUAGUCUAUAGACUCUAGUUGGUUCUGUUAGACCCGGUCCUCUCUGGGUAUAGUCUAUAGACUCUAGUUGGUUCUGUUAGACCCGGUCCUCUCUGUCUCUGGGUAUAGUCUAUAGACUAGUAGGUUCUGUUAGGACCCAGUCCUCUCUGGGUAUAGUCUAUCUCACUAGUGAUGGAAAAAGGGUAAAUGCUCUAGAAAAGGAAUGAUAGAAUGAAGAACUGUUGAAAGUUGCGUGAUAAACCAAAUCACUGAGAGGAGUGAGAAGUUUCAAAGAGUUGCUGAGUGGUGAGAAAAGUACCCAAUUGUCAUUCUUGAGUAAAAGUAUAGAUACCUUAAUAGAAAGUUACUGAAGUAAAAAUGAAAGUCACCCAGUAAAAUACUACUUGAGUAAAAGUCUAAAAGUAUUUGGUUUUAAAUAUACUGAAGUAUAAAAAGUAAAUGUAAUUGCUCAAAUAUAUUAAGUAUCAAAAGUUAAAGUAAAACCAUAAAUAAUUAAAAAUGUCCUUAUAUUAACGAAAACAGACGGCACAAUUUUUUUGUUUUCAAAAUCAAUGGAUAGCAAGGGGCACACUCCAACACUCAGACACUAUUUACAAAAUAUGCAUUUGUGUUUAGUCGUCCGCCAGGCCGGACGCAGUAGGGAUGACCACGUGUUCUCUUGAUAAGUGUGUGUUUCCUGUCCCACUAAGCAUUCAGAAUGGAACGAGUACUUUCGGUUGUCAGGGAAAAUGUAUGGAGUAAAAAGUACAAUAUUUUCUUUAGGAAUGUAGUGGAGGAAAUGUACAAGUUGUCAAAAAUAUAAAUAGUAAAGUAAAGUACAGAUACCCCAAAAAAUUAAGUAGUACUUUCAAAUAUUUUUACUUAAGCACUUUACACCACUGAGGGUGGCUUAUAGUUGAGUUGCAAUGCCAGUUUUAAUGUGGUGUUGUUUGUAUUUUAUUACAAUUCAUUCAACAACAACAACAAAUCAUAUUAAGUGCAUUGCAUGUGGACAUUGACAUAAGAGAACUUGUGAAAAACACAUUACGUGUAAUUAAAUGUGAGAUAGUCGGUAUACUUUUGGAUAGUUACAGCCAAAGGUUUUUUUGCUCUUGUGUUUUUUUUUUCUCUCUUCCUGUGUUGCUUUUCAAUGACAUCUGUGGUAGGGCUAGACGAGCCAAAAUCACAGGUACACUUCUGGAUGGAUGGACGCGUGGGGGAGUGUAGAGUUGUGUAUGGAAACAAUGGGGAGUGUAGAGUUGUGUAUGGAAACAAUGGGGGAGUGUAGAGUUGUGUAUGGAAACAAUGGGGGAGUGUAGAGUGUUUUGUAAAAACUGCUUCUGCAUGCAUUGUGGGUGUUGUUUGUAUGUUGAUUGAUGGCAUGGUAUAAAAGAGUUGGCAAAAGUUUGGCCCUGAUUGUAUUACUCAUCCAAAGCCUUAGAAAACACUACGAGGUCGGCAGCAAUGCAACAUGCCAUUUCAAAUCGUCCUCUUGCCUAACCCUUGCCAUUUUGUCACCACACAGCGUGUGUAUGAUUGUUGCUUAUGUCUUUCCUUCACUGAAAACAUGGUAUUUGUUUUUGAGUUAAGUCGUUGAAGAAGAUGAAUGUGUUAUUUAAUUUUGUUUAGUGCACGGAUUACAUUUUUGGAUAUUUUUGUUAAAGGUGUUUUGUCUCACUAGAUUUUCACCUGUAACUUUUGUAGGAUGCUGAAUAUUAGGUAAUAUGUGUGUUUUUUUUGUGUUCUUCAUACCAUAUUUAGUUUUCUGAAAUGUCAUGUAACAUUGAUUUGAAUAUUACUGUUAGUGUUAUGAUUGUAAACACAUUUGUUUGGGGGGGUUUGUUUGUUUUCUGUGACCUGUAAGAAUUUUGUUAAUAUCUUGUCUGUUUGAGUUCUUCGAACAAAGAUUUUUUUUUAUGGGUAUCUGACAUUGAGGAAAUUAUAGAUAAAUGAGGCCUGCUGCGGUAACCAU
Messenger RNA from Salmo salar (Atlantic salmon), 6232 nucleotides. The record is from RefSeq and is a predicted model, not a curated record. Lineage: Eukaryota; Metazoa; Chordata; Actinopteri; Salmoniformes; Salmonidae.